UAGUAAUGAUCAAACGUAAUGUCACAUCAACGCAAAAUGUCUCACGCGGACUGACGUUUCUAUAAGAAAAAAAGGGAUUUUAUCUGAGGACGACUUUAAAGAUAAAAAUGACAGAAGCAAAGCGGAAUGAAGAAUCCGAAGAAUGGCCGGCAGCAUUUUCUGCAAGAUGGGACAGAUUUGAGGAAGUGUCCGAAGAGAGAAUAUUGUCCGAAGACCAUGUAUUCUGGGAUAAAGCUUACUGGGUGACCAAAGUCAUUUUUUCUGGACUGCUCUUCGUGCUUGUACUUUGCUCAGCUGUAGUUUCCAAAGGCGUUUUACUUGUACUGACAUGGAACAUAUUUACGCCUGCUGAAGUUAACGCAACGCGAUCUGGACUAAAGACGCUAGAUGGCCAUUUUCACUACAACAUUACGGUUUCAACAGGAAACCGUAACAUUACGCUUGAUGACGGAGAUACAGUAACAGAUAUCAAUUUCAUUUGGGCUUUAUUUCUGAUGGUUGUUGCACCGAAUAUCUUCACAAUUAUUUUCUACACCUGGAGGUUAAUAUUCAGGAAAACAGGAAAACUAAAAUGGUUUCCACUCUCAGUGGCUCUGAUAUCUGCAACGCUUCACUCGAUUGGGCUCAGUUUCUUUGCAUUUUACCUACUUCCAUCGAUGGAUCCCAUAUCUGGUCUUUGGUACUCUUCUAGUAUAACAUUAGUUCCUUCAGUCGUACAACUUGCUUUCACAGGAAAGGCAAUAGCUCUAAGACACAAUGACACCAAUAAAAUUGAAGAUAGUUAUGAGGAUAUUAGCAGUGAAACUCAAGUUUUACCCGAAAACGACAAUUCCAACGGCACAGCCACACCCAGAAGGACGGGUAUUUCAUUCAAGACAGCAUGGCCUUUGCUAGCAAGCAUUCUGGCUUGUGUGUUCAGUGCAACUUCACUGUGUUUAUGGGGCGUGUAUGUAGCAUCUGCGUCACAACCGGCGGUAUCAGCGGGGCGAGCAAUGUUGUUCAUAUUGUCACCAAUACUUGUGUCUUUUGGUUGGUGGGAAAUCUUUGUACCUAGUCAGAAGACGUUAGUUGUCGAUAAGGACGGGAUCAAAGUGAAAAAUGAAUCUUCAGAGAAUGGAGAAAACGAAAACAACAAUACACCGAAAGAAAGUGAGGGCAAUCUUAAAUCGAAUGACCAAAAGAAGUAUGGCAAUACGUUUUGGAGCCGCAUAUAUGAUUUGAAAUAUCAAACAUAUAAAGGAAGAUUCAAAAUUUAUACAAUUGUUAACGUAUGGAAAGUAAUUUUAACUUUCGUUUUGGUGAUAGUAAUAUAUAGUUUGUCAUGCAAUGACUCUUCAAACUGUAUUGACGCACUAUUUGGAAAACGUCAGCAACCCGCGAAGCAAGGCUCUGAUUUCUUUGGUAGCACAUUUCUGCUAAAUGGGGGUAUGUGUCAAUUUGCGACGCCAUUUAUCGUUGCCGUUAUUGGUAUUUCGACAAGUUUCUUUUGUCAUAGGUUAAGCGUGGCUGCUAUAAAGAUUGUUGCUCAAAUUCAAGGCUUUUCUUUCCCGGUAUGUUUGGCAACACCAGUAACAUUUGGAGUGGUUGUGAUCCUAUCAACACAGUUACACAAUGCGGACCACAUAUGCAAGAUUCCAUUUCCGUGGUUGAAAGAUGGAGAUACAUUUUCAAACAUUACAUAUAUGAUACUGGCUUCAGUAACAGGAUACCUGUCUCUUCUGUUUCUAACAGCUCAUAUAUGGACAAACAGGACAGAAAGGAUGAGCAAAGAAAACAUGAUGUUUUACAAGCCUUUAUACUGUGGAACAUUCUUUGACCAUUCAUUAAUUCUGAACAGAUGCAAGGAUGGCAUUAAAACAGGGUGGCCAGUGACUACAUCAAAACAGACAGCAGGGGAUCUUACAGAACGGAGUGCAGAUACGAAUUCACCAAUGGGUCCAGAAGCCAAAGGAACGGAUAAAAGUAGUGAUACCAUUCCACUCUUAUACUUGUGUGCUACUAUGUGGCAUGAAACUGAAACUGAGAUGACACAGUUGUUAAAGUCUCUGUUCAGAAUGGACAUUGAUCAAUGUGCACGAAGUAUUUAUGCGGAAGGGAUUCAUCACCGUGACUACUACAAUUUUGAAACUCACAUUUUCUUUGAUGACGCAUUCGAGGAAGGGAGUAAUAUUGCUAAUCAAUAUGUGGAAACGUUUAUAAGAGUAAUGGCCCAAACUGCAAGUUCUACGUAUCCGAAGCAUAUUCCCCUGCGAUCCCCUCGAAGGAGAAUAACACCUUACGGAGGGCGGCUUACAUGGUUCUUGCCUGGAGGAAAUAAACUUGUAGCUCAUUUGAAAGAUAAAUUCAAAAUAAGAAGAAAGAAACGAUGGAGCCAGGUGAUGUACAUGUACUACUUUUUAUCACACAAGCUUGACGUAGAAGAGACAGAUUUUGACAAACAGAAGGAGAGAGCUAAGAACAUUUUUAUUCUAGCUUUAGAUGGUGAUGUAGACUUUAGGCCAUCAGCCGUGAAGCUGCUUGUUGAUAAGAUGAAGCGAAAUGAUCAGAUCGGAGCUGCUUGUGGUAGAAUACAUCCUAUAGGAGAUGGUCCAAUGGUUUGGUACCAGAAGUUUGAGUACGCUGUUAGUCACUGGCUGGUGAAGGCAACAGAACACAUUACUGGUUGCGUGCUGUGCAGUCCAGGCUGCUUCAGUCUGUUUCGAGGUUCAGCUCUAAUGGACUGUAAUGUUAUGAGACGGUACACUACUCUACCUACACAAGCACGGCAUCAUAUACAGUAUGAUCAAGGUGAAGAUAGAUGGUUGUGUACAUUGUUACUGAAACAAGGCUAUAAAGUUGAUUACUGUGCCGCGUCCGAUGCUUACACAUUUGCACCAGAAGGUUUCAAAGAAUUUUACAAUCAGAGACGCCGCUGGACACCAUCGACCAUGGCAAAUAUUUUGGAUCUCCUAUCUGACUGGAAAGUGAUAACAGACCGCAACGAUAACGUGUCCAUGCCAUACAUUGCUCUGCAGAUGUCCUGGUUUAUUUCGUCUGUUAUAACACCCGGUGUCUUACUGUUGAUGAUUGUCGGGGCCACAAACCUUGCCUACCCAGAACUGUCUCUUCAUGCAGCAUUGUUGAUUAACCUAGCACCGGUUGUUCUGUUUGUGAUUAUUUGCUUCUGUGCAAAGACAGAAUAUCAGCUAAAUCUAGCGGCUGCCCUUUCCAUAGUGUACUCACUUGUGAUGAUGAUAGUCCUCGUUGGUUUAAUACGAGAGUCUGUUGAAGAUGGCUUUUGUUCAGUUAUUACACUGUUCCUAUUGUUUGUGUCUGGUGUAUUUGUGACUGCUGGAUUGACACACCCAAAGGAGAUCGGUUGUCUAAUUCAUGGAUUCUUGUUCUUUAUCGCAAUACCUUCCAUGUCGAUGCUUCUGAUGAUUUAUUCUAUUACCAACCUAAACAAUGUCUCCUGGGGAACGAGGGAAGCCCCAAAACCAGGAACCAGCAAUGCAAAAAACAGUAACAAGAAUGUUGUACAGAGUUUCUUGGAUAAAUUCUGCGGUUGUUGCCAAGCUACUUCGGCUUACAGACAGGACGAAGUCAAUAAUAAAUUGGAAGAGGUCAUGUCCAAAUUUAAUGAAAUGGAAUCUGGUCGGCAGCAGACAGAUGGCACUCAGCCAGCACAAAGCAAGGAAGAAAAGGAAGAAAGUUCUGAUCGGGAUGCAGAACCGACCCCUCUUCCAAAGAAAGACAAGUAUUCAAAAUUCUUAAAUUUCAACUACGAAACGUCAACGAAGCUAAAAUAUCUGAGAAUAGAGGAAGAGCUAUUUUGGAAAUGGUUGAUAAAGACUUAUCUCUCUCCUGGUGGAAAGUCAGGUGACGGCCGCCAAACCGAAGAAGAGAAAAUGAAAGAGAAACUGAAAGAAGAAAAUAUGAUUAAGCAGGAACUGAAAGAAUUAAGAAACAAAGCGAGUGUGGCUUAUCUGCUGAUAAACGCACUUUUUAUCACAAUAAUAUUUUUUCUUCAACAAUCAAAUUUGGAUACAAAUGGGGAUUUGUCAGUGAAAAUUGAAUGUGGCGGUGGAGAUUUUCUUGAAGUAGAGCCAAUAAGCAUGGCAUUUACCGUUGUAUUUGGACUCCUGCUGGUGAUUCAGUUUCUGUGCAUGAUUGUCCAUAGACUUAAAACGUUUUUGCAAAUCAAUUCAAUUACCCGGAUCAAACAAGACUUUGACGUCGACCAACUUUUCAUGGAUGUGGUCAAUGAAAUACUUGAAAAGAAGCGUGAAGAAGCAGCGAAAGAACCAGAAACACUAAAAGAACCGGAAGCAAAGGGAAAACAAAGACUUAAACAAUUUAUUAGAAAUAAUGUUAUAAAGCAACUCCAUGUUAUAGAUGAAGUGCUGCUUGACAAAAAUAAAGAAGUUGAUAAGGAUGACAUAGGUUCUUCUUCAGAUGUAAAAACGUCACGUAGGUCACUUAACAAAGAAGAGAGAAAACCAACGGGAAGGUUUAAGACAGUGGCAGCAGCACUCGGCCGCAUGAGUAGCUAUAAGAAGCUGAAACUACACGAUAAUAAUAGUUUCAGGCAAAUGUUCCAGACCCUUACACCAUCAGCCCAAAACAGUGUUGUUGAGACUAGAGUAGAAUCAAUCAGACAUAACGGCACACCUAAUCUGAAUGAGACAAAUGACGAUUUAGAUACAGGUGAAGCAGCAACCAAUCAGGAUGACAAACCAGAACUGAGCGAAACACAAGACGACAAGAAAACUGACAGUACGUCUACAGUUUCAGAAGAGAAAAGGAAAGCACCGAUAGAUGCUUGGUAGGUGGUGAAAGACACCGGGUGUUCGAAUGACACACAUAUACCGGAAGUGAAUACAUAAAACUGUUAUCAAUAAUUCUUUUCGAUAAAAGGUUUACCAGAGAAUUAUUUUGACUAAGCUAAAAAUAUUAUUUCAUACAUAAUGUAGAUAUGUUAUGUUCUGCAAGUGAAUCUAGCAACUCGAAAAAUAAUUUACUGACAUCCAACAUGAAUUUUGGUAAUUGAUAUUUACAUUGACCUGGAAUUGCCAAUACGCGUGUCAACUGUUUCAGAUUUGACCAAAGAAAUAGUAAUUAAUAAGAAAUGGAAUCAGUAAGUGACAUCUGAUACAAAUUACUCCUGAUACGAAGUAACGCGGCGCAUUUUAAAUUAAACAGAAGAUCGGCAAAUAAUAGAGGCCGGGUACAAAUUUUAAACUAGCUAUGAUAUACAUAAGUAUAGUGUUUCAAUUGUCUAGUCGAACAAUUUAAAGCUUAAUGUACGCUGAAAAUGAUGCAUAGUAAAACAAAAGACUUAAAGCAGGCCCUUAAUGUUUCUAAAGAGUGGAAAGAAAAUACCUAAAACAUUGUUAUUCUGUAAAACAUAACAGAUGCUGACUGCGUACGAAAGCUAUUACAUGUAAAAGUUAAAAAUUGUCAUACAAUAAAGUCAUUCUUAACUAAGGUCUAGUAACAAAUUUGAUUAGAGGCAAACUAGUUGUAUUACGUAUGCUUUGAAAUAAAGAACACUUUUAAGUAACACAUGUUUUUCUUUCUCACGAGAUGACGGACAGUUGAAACAGGUUCUAAUUUCUAUAUUUAAAUUCUCACAGCCCCACAAAGAUUAUAGAAUGGCAAAUUACUAAAUUAAAUAAUCAAAUAUUUUUCAGCAAUAAGGUCAGUCUUAAAAAUUCUAUAUGCUCGCCCUGACUCCUAGCCGCAGAUUCUCUUUGUUUCAGUACUUUCCUUUCGAUUUCUUUCUCAAACAGAAUCAACCGCCUUUACAAAAGGUCACGUAUUUACAUGUUUUAACUUAAUGACAUGUUGUAGCUUUAUACUUGAAAGCAUAUUCUGGUUCUACAUCUUAUUGAGGAAGACACUUUAGCCCUGUCAAAACUUUUCUGUUUAUCCUACUACAAAUACAUUAUGACAAAAACAAAAAGAACUUCUUUAUUCUGUCAUAUCUUGGGAAUUAAAUUACAUUAUGCGAAUUAUUUGACCAUAUAUCAUGAUAUAUCAAUGAAAAGUCAGUAUGUAACAUAUGAUAUAUGUAUCCUUUAAAUGAUAGAUGCUCGUUUAAUAAAAUACUUAUUUUAUCUGAUUAUUUGUGACUUGUUAAAAAUGAGUAGAGGUGGUACAUGUAAAAUGAAUGUAAUGAUGCCUUUGUACAAUCUGACUUUGUUGUUAUAAUAUUAUAUGAUAAUUAGUAAUAACAUGUUUGUCUAAGUGUAAAAGAAAUUUGACAGAUGAAAUUGUACAAAGAUUCGCCUGUACAAGUUAGGGGCGUUACACUUUAUUGAAACAUGCAGUUAAAAGUGGAUGUUUUCAUUCCAAAACCUCAGCAUAAUGGUUAUCUUUCUAAUUAAUCUAUUCAAAUAUAUCAAACAUUAUAAACUUUUAUAUAUUAUGUAUAUGAUAUGAUGUCUUAUAUUUAAAUUAAUUGUUUUAUUGUUAAUAGCACUACUAUUUCUACAGCAAUGAACGAAACAUAAUAAACUUUUUUUUUGUGUU
Molecule: messenger RNA, 6513 nt
Organism: Mercenaria mercenaria
Lineage: Eukaryota; Metazoa; Mollusca; Bivalvia; Venerida; Veneridae
Product: chitin synthase chs-2-like
Exons: 29
Coding region: 108-4808 (1566 amino acids)
Cellular component (GO): cell septum; cell periphery
Molecular function (GO): chitin synthase activity
Source: RefSeq, a predicted model, not a curated record